AUGUGCACUGGAAACUGUGCCAAGUGCCUGGGGGGUGCCCUCAUUCCCCUCACUGUGUUUGGCUUCCUGGCUAACAUCCUCUUAUUUUUCCCUGGAGGAAAAGUGAUAGACAACAAUGAACACCUUUCAGAAGAGGUCUGGUUUUUUGGAGGAAUAUUGGGAAGCGGGGUCUUGGUGCUUCUCCCUGCCAACCUGUUCUUGGGCCUGAAGGAAAGUGACUGCUGCAGAUGCUGUGGCAGCGAGAGAUGUGGAAACCGAUUUGCGAUGUUCACCUCCACAAUAUUUGCUGUGAUUGGAUUCUUGGGUGCUGGAUAUUCAUUUGUCAUCUCAGCUGUCUCCAUCAACAAGGGUCCUAAAUGUCUCAUGGUCAAUAGCACAUGGGGCUACCCCUUCCACAACGGGGAUUACCUCAUUGAUGAAGCUUUAUGGAGCAAGUGCCGAGAGCCUGAAAAUGUGAUUCCCUGGAAUCUGACACUUUUCUCCAUCCUGCUGGUCACAGGAGGGAUCCAGAUGCUUCUCUGCGCUUUCCAGGUGGUCAAUGGCCUCCUAGGGACCCUCUGUGGAGACUGCCAGUGUUGUGGAUGUUGUGGGGGAGAUGGACCAGUUUAA
This is a messenger RNA of Pteropus alecto (black flying fox), 609 nucleotides long. Its product is annotated as transmembrane 4 L6 family member 4. The coding region runs from base 1 to 609 and encodes 202 amino acids. The record is from RefSeq and is a predicted model, not a curated record. Gene Ontology annotation, cellular component: membrane. NCBI's taxonomy places the organism in Eukaryota, Metazoa, Chordata, Mammalia, Chiroptera, Pteropodidae. The transcript is spliced from 5 exons.